Phlebotomus argentipes is the source of this 1660-nucleotide messenger RNA. RefSeq lists its product as uncharacterized. The coding region runs from base 1 to 1458 and encodes 485 amino acids. The transcript is spliced from 3 exons. The record is from RefSeq and is a predicted model, not a curated record. NCBI's taxonomy places the organism in Eukaryota, Metazoa, Arthropoda, Insecta, Diptera, Psychodidae.
AUGACGGGCGGGAAUCGCACCCCGUGGCCCAGUGGAACCCUCCGGAGGCAGAAGUCCUGCAUGGACGGCUUUCUGGUGGCGGCCACAGUUCGUGGGCGCCCAGAGAGACUCCAGAGGCAGUUCUCUGUGGAUCAGGAUAUGCGACAAUAUCCAGCCACUCUGCGGGAGGAAGCAAAGAGCUCAGAGUCCAAUUUCCGGCCCAAGAAACGCCAACCUGAAGUCGCUCCGAAAAACGAACAGCAAUUAAAUGGCAGCGAUUUGUCCGAGAGGCUAAAGAAAGCCCUCAAUCGUCGGGACAAUCGCAUCAAUCUCAAUAUCGUCCUCACUCAAGUGUCCAACAUCCCCGAACCGGAGGCUAUCAAUGCCAGUGACUCUGAGAGUCCAUCGAAUGAACUGGUGCAGGCAUCAGUUGAUUCUAAGGCUGCCAAGGAAGUGCAAGAUCCGUCUCUGAGAGAAAUGAAGAGCGUCCUUAAGCCCAACUCCGGUAAGAUGAAUCGCGGUCAGCGUCCUCCACUGGUUAGGGCCAUGUCAGCCCCUAUCAGACCAACGGCAGAACCUCCGCAGAACCGACGAAAAACUGCACGCAGACGGAAAUUCGGACGGGACAGGGAAGAGAACCUUCUGAUGUCCUCUCGAAAGAGUCUGGAACGCCAGGAUGCUGUAACAAACGACACUUCGCCAGCGAGGAAUUCACAAGGGAGUUCAAAGAUUACCGAACGCAAAGGCUCUUCCGUGAUAUCAGGAGCGAGAUCUUCUAUCGGAUGCGAUAUCGUAACACUCGUCUCGCUGCUCAGCUCCGGUGGAAGUGACUCUGAACGGGAAGACAAUGGCCAGUCAGGCACAGGGAAGUCCGAGAAGAUCGUUGUGAGACCACCGUCACUCAAGAAAACCGGCAAAUCUGUGUCCUUCCAAGACAAUGAUGCUGACCUCUUCCCGUCGCCACCCAAAGAUUUCUCAUCGAUGUUUCGUCGCGGAUCUGUGGCUCCACUGGCGGCUCGAAUCAGGUCUAAUCGACCACCAACGGCUCCUCCAGGAUCGAUUUUCAUCACAGACUACGACAAGGGAUGUGGAGACGACCUCAUGUCGCUCAAGAAGGCGCCCGCCGCUCCGGCCAAGAACACCUUCGCCAAGGUGACUUCCAAGGCGAUCAUCGAGGACAAAUGCAGCUCCAAUGAGGAUGAGCAGAGCCCAGACAACCUGAAGACAGCCAAGGAGCGCGAGUGCUGGAAACUUUUCCAGAAGAUGACCAACAGAGGCAUUUCAGUGUCUUAUGAUACCAUUUUGCGCGGGAUGCUCACGCCCACGGAGCUGAGGAUGAUCCAGAAGAAGCAGGAACUGGAGAAUGCCAAAAGAAAUUCGAUAGAGGAAACCACAAAUCCAAAGGGAGGCUCCUCAGUCGGAAAUCCAAUGUCAUCAUCCAAUUCAAAUCGUGAUAAAGUGAAGAAUGUUGUUAAAUAGUGAGAAAAUUGGCUACUUUAUAUGAACACAGUGACAUGAAUUAAUGAGAUUCUAUAUCUCACUGUAUACUCUGUUGAUUUUAGAUCAUUGUUGUUAGAUUCUUAGCCUGUUUAUCGUUGAAUCAAGUCAAAUUUUGUUUCAUUAUUCAGACAUUAACAUAGAUUUAUGAGACGUGUUGUUGGCUUUUAGGACACUGCCAGGA